CAGUGUUUUCUUCCAUAAGAUAAUAUUCUUUAUUCUACAAAUGGAUAUAAAACGUUCCUUAUAGAAAACACAAUCUCAUGAAAAAAGGGGGUGCAUCACCCUAUUUGUUGGACAUAAACCAUUUUCCAGCGCUAAAAUGUCUCGUUUCACGAAAAGGCUUGAAGUGUAUGCUUUUAUCUGCUGCUGUUGGUAGUGCAGUCAUUAGUGUUUUGUACUAUUGGUUCAAGUCCAGGAGCUCUUCGAAAGCUUCUACUCUUCAUUCAGAGGUCGUUGGUGGUUUGGAUGAUCUCGAUACACUUGAUACAAAUGUUGCCGAUUACUACUCUCAAACAAAGCUAUCAAGUAUUCGAAGCGCGAGAUCGGUUUUCUCUAGAACUUCAAAUCUCAGUGAAAACCGCCUGACACUGUCAAGGUCUAGAAAGACUUCACUUCCAUGUACGACAAACGAUUCAGAUGUAGAUGGCUCGUGUUCGGGGUUAGAUUAUAGAAGAUUAGGUCUCCAUGCUUUAGCAGGAGUCGUCGAACAUUUAGAAUCUCUUAUGUCCAAGGUUAAAAUUCUCGAAGAUAAAGGAUUGUCGGCCCCAACAUCAAACUCAGAGCAUUUGAUCAAUGACCUGCGUAUUCUUUUGGAACAUGCUUAUCGUUUGCGUGAACAAUACAAGCAACAGUUGGUUCACGAUGAAAGUUAUCCACAAGAAUCAGUGGGGUCUUCAACGACUUCCCAGGAAGACACCUCUUCGUUCUUUUCUGCUUCCGAACAACUAGACUUAACAGAGCUAGAACUUUUAAUGCAGUUUAACGUCCGUAGGCCGCUUUAUUAUAAUGCUUUGAAGUUGUUAAACGAAGGUGAAGUUCCAUACCGGUGAGUUCUUGAGGUUUUAUUAUGUAGAUAUAUUGGUUGCGCAAGAGUUGUUAGUCAUUCAUAAAAGUUCACCGUAGUCUUUUGUACGUCAAUUAAAACUUCGGUUCUUCCUUAGAUAUGAAUAUAUUU
Schistosoma haematobium is the source of this 991-nucleotide messenger RNA. RefSeq lists its product as uncharacterized. The transcript has a single exon. Bases 78 to 866 code for a protein of 262 amino acids. The record is from RefSeq and is a predicted model, not a curated record. Gene Ontology annotation, biological process: mitochondrial fusion. NCBI's taxonomy places the organism in Eukaryota, Metazoa, Platyhelminthes, Trematoda, Strigeidida, Schistosomatidae.